Molecule: messenger RNA, 1987 nt
Organism: Pseudopipra pipra
Lineage: Eukaryota; Metazoa; Chordata; Aves; Passeriformes; Pipridae
Gene: GSC2
Product: goosecoid homeobox 2
Exons: 4
Coding region: 832-1497 (221 amino acids)
Biological process (GO): regulation of transcription by RNA polymerase II
Cellular component (GO): nucleus
Molecular function (GO): DNA-binding transcription factor activity, RNA polymerase II-specific; RNA polymerase II cis-regulatory region sequence-specific DNA binding
Source: RefSeq, a predicted model, not a curated record
GAUUUGGUCAAUGUGAGGUGGUGUGAGAUCUCUGAAAUGCCGCCUGGAAUGUGUCAGGGUGAAAUAGUUGUCUCAUUCCAUCGCGGUUCUUUGCAGAAGAGGAGGUUUGGUACCCCACAGUCCUCCUGGUACCCCAUGGGUACCCUCUCUGGUAUCCAGCAUCCCUACCAGCAGCAUCACUAAUAACAUCAACACCCAGUGGAGAGACUCCACUUCUUCCUGGGGGAUGAAAUGGCCUUUGGAGAGAGAGAAACAGAUUUAUUAUAACACUAGAUGUUAUUUAUCAUCUAAUCCAAAUUAUUUUAUUCUUUUUAUCAGCUGGCACAGGGUUGAACUAUUUUAAUAGGCACAAUUUUAAGGUGACCUUUAAAGGUACCUUGCAAACCAAACCAUUCCAUGACUCCAUUAUUUCUGCAGUUUUGUUAAUCAUAGUUUUAGCACCUGAUUAAUGCAUCCCACUGAAUUUCAGCUAUCCAGAAAGUGCUUUUUGGUUUUGACUUUGAAGGCUUGUUCUUAUCCUGUGUUGUUUCUUACAGUGGCACUGGUGUGAGUGACGGGCAUCGGCUCCUGAUGCCACUGGAUAAGCCAGUGUCACAGACAGCCCAGGAAAACUGGCUGGGAUGCACCUGUGGCUGCACUGGGUGGCCAGGAGGAUGCUGAGAUGUGGCUCCCUGGUCAAGAACUGCACUUAGGGAUGGAGAGCACCCAGCCUGUAGUUUUUGGCAACAUUUGUCAGAAACAUCCAUCUCUGUUCUGCUGUAGAAACCAGUCUGGAAGCCCAAAUCCAGCCAGGGGGGCAGUGAAACAGCCCAGGAUUUGUCCCAGCGCAGGAUGACUUCAGAACCAGCACCAGACGCCGACCCCACCAGGAGAGCCCCGAAGAAGCCGUGUCCGUUCAGCAUCGAGGACAUCCUCUCCAGCCCUGUGGAGAAGAGCCCCCAGGUCUUGGUCCCACUGUGUCUACGGAGCAUCUUAGACUGUGCACCCAAAGGGCUGUGUGAGCUGGAGACCAUCCCAGCCAGCUCCCUGCAGGAGGAAGAGGAGGAGGAGGAGGAAGAGGAAGAGCUGGAAGGGGCGGGCUGUGGCUGCUGCUGCUGUUCUCACACAAGCACCCGGUCCCUGCAGGACUCACCGGGUUGGCUGGAUGCCCGGUUCCCCUGGCCCAUGAGGCUCUUCCACUCGGCAGUCAGGGUCUGCAAGAGUCCCCAGGAGAACCCCAGCGAGCUGCAGACUUUCCACCAGAUCCAGCGCCGGACGCGCCGGCACCGCACCAUCUUCACCGAGGAGCAGCUGCAGGCCCUGGAGACGCUUUUCCACCAGAACCAGUACCCAGAUGUCGUCACCCGGGAGCACCUGGCAAACCGCAUCCACCUGAAGGAGGAGAGGGUAGAGGUUUGGUUUAAAAAUCGUCGGGCGAAGUGGCGGCACCAGAAGAGGGCGAGUGCCUCAGCACUGAUCCUGCAGGGGACCAAGCAACUCCCCGAGGAGAGCUGUUAGUGCUGUUAGUGCUGUGGGUGCUGUGGGUGCUGUGGGUGCUGCAGCUCAGCAGAGUACAAGAGACACCAAUAGCAUCUGCUGCCCGUGGCUGAUAGGCUCUACAGGGGGGAUAACCCGAGGGGCACUAAUGAAGCAUGAGGGAAUCUCUGUGAUUCACAGAGGAGGAGGACAGGUAAAAGCAGACACGGCACUUUCACAUCCCUCUUGCAAACCUAGUUCACGUGGCAAAUAACUCGGCAGGCACGGCGUGCAGGGGACAGACCUGUACCAGUGUUAAGUGUGUGUGCUUCAAGAGGAGAGAGUCCCCUUCUUGUCUGCGCUCUGUACCCAUAGUAUUUGUGCUUGGUUUACUGCUGUAAUUUGCAAAAUAUCCUGCAAAUGAAUGUUUCCUAUUUGCAGCACCUCAGUGGCAUCUGGAGUUGCUUUGGGGGUGGCACUUGCUGAACAGGUGAUUCGUUCCAUAAUAAAGAAAUCCCAGUUUGUCCCCACA